AUGGCGGCGAAGCGCGAGCUGGUGGUCAGCUUCGGGGAGAUGCUGAUAGACUUCGUGCCGACGGUGGCCGGGGUGUCGCUGGCGGAGGCGCCGGCCUUCGUCAAGGCGCCCGGGGGCGCCCCCGCCAACGUCGCCAUCGCCGUCGCGCGCCUCGGCGGCGCCGCCGCCUUCGUCGGCAAGCUCGGCGACGACGAGUUCGGCCGCAUGCUCGCCGGCAUCCUCCGCGACAACGGCGUCGACGCCGGCGGCGUCGUCUUCGACUCGGGCGCGCGCACCGCGCUCGCCUUCGUCACGCUCCGCGCCGACGGGGAGCGCGAGUUCAUGUUCUACCGCAACCCCAGCGCCGACAUGCUCCUCACCGCCGACGAGCUCAAGGUGGACGUCAUCAAGAGGGCUGCAGUCUUCCACUAUGGAUCAAUAAGCUUGAUUGCCGAGCCUUGCCGGACAGCGCAUCUGCACGCCAUGAAGGUUGCCAAAGAGGCCGGCGCGCUUCUCUCGUAUGACCCGAACCUGAGGGAGGCAUUGUGGCCAUCCCUUGAGGAGGCUCGCACCAAGAUCUUGAGCAUCUGGGACCAGGCAGACAUUGUCAAGGUCAGCGAGGUCGAGCUCGAGUUUUUGACUGGCAUCAACUCGGUGGAGGACGAUGUCGCCAUGAAGCUGUGGCGCCCUACCUUUAAGCUCAUGCUUAUCACUCUUGGAGAUCAAGGAUGCAAGUACUAUACCAAGGAUUUCCGUGGAGCUGUCCCAUCCUACAAGGUACAGCAAGUCGAUACGACAGGUGCUGGUGAUGCAUUUAUUGGUUCUCUGCUCCGAAAAAUUGUCCAGGAUCCAUCGGCAUUGCAAGAUAAGACAAAGCUUGAGGGGGCGAUCAAAUUUGCCAAUGCAUGUGGAGCAAUCACCGCCACGAAGAAAGGGGCAAUCCCUUCGUUGCCCAAGGAAGACGAGGUGUUGCGGCUGAUGGAGAAGGCGUAG
Molecule: messenger RNA, 972 nt
Organism: Triticum turgidum subsp. durum (durum wheat)
Lineage: Eukaryota; Viridiplantae; Streptophyta; Magnoliopsida; Poales; Poaceae
Source: the annotation of a GenBank genome assembly